UAACAAACAAAUAUUCCUCUUCUCUUCAACAAAAAUCAGGGGACCAUGGAUUACUACUCAAGCAUAGCAGAUCUCCGACGGAUCUUCGUCCGUUUCGACUCCAACGGUGAUGGCAAGGUCUCUUCGACUGAGCUCCGGCUCUUCAUGUGGAGCGUAGGAGAGGAGCUUAUCCCUGAGGAUGCUGCCUCUGUAAUCCAAUCCAUUGACUUAAAUGGUGAUGGGCUAUUGGAUUUUGAUGAGUUCGUUAGGUUGAUAAGUGGAAAAGGAGAUAAAGAAGAAGAGGAGAGAGAGUUGAGAGAAGCAUUUGGGAUGUAUCUAAUGGAGGGUGAGAGGUUUAUUACGGCUAAGAGCUUGAAGAGGAUGCUUAGUUUGUUGGGUAAUUCUAGAAGUUUUGAGGAGUGUAAGGUUAUGAUUAAGAGGUUCGAUGCUAAUCAAGAUGGUGUUAUUAGUUUUGAUGAGUUCAAGACUAUGAUGCUUUGAGCUUAAUUGAUCGAACUUUCUUUUUUCCAUUGAUCUAUUAGUGCAAAGUAUGUAUUAGUUAGUUGAUUGUAUAUGGUUUUGUCGACUUGUAAGUAGUUUAUGAGUUGUGUUUUUAGUGUGAAAGAAUUGAAUGUGAAAGGGAAAUAUUGGGUUAAUUAUUUUAGAGUAAAGAA
Molecule: messenger RNA, 653 nt
Organism: Asparagus officinalis (garden asparagus)
Lineage: Eukaryota; Viridiplantae; Streptophyta; Magnoliopsida; Asparagales; Asparagaceae
Product: calcium-binding protein CML37-like
Exons: 1
Coding region: 46-480 (144 amino acids)
Molecular function (GO): calcium ion binding
Source: RefSeq, a predicted model, not a curated record